Messenger RNA from Puccinia graminis f. sp. tritici CRL 75-36-700-3, 1565 nucleotides. RefSeq lists its product as uncharacterized. NCBI's taxonomy places the organism in Eukaryota, Fungi, Basidiomycota, Pucciniomycetes, Pucciniales, Pucciniaceae. Gene Ontology annotation, biological process: SNARE complex assembly. Gene Ontology annotation, cellular component: endosome; lytic vacuole. Gene Ontology annotation, molecular function: SNARE binding. The coding region runs from base 33 to 1565 and encodes 510 amino acids. The transcript has 6 exons. The record is from RefSeq and is a predicted model, not a curated record.
AGAACAUCAACCGAAGAAGACUCAAGCUUGAGAUGGAAGAAGAAGAGGAACUAAAACCAACCCAAGAGGAGAUUAGGAUAGUCGAACGGACUCUGAAGGUUCAUGCUCGGGAAAAUAGUCAGUUCCAUUUGUCCAGAAAGCUUUCUGAAAUUCACCAGAAUCUCGACCGAUUAAACUCGCAACAGACCUCAACUGAAAUCAGGUUGUUAAGAUUACAGGAUCAACUACGUCAACGACAGGGAGAGCUCAAGAGGAGACGAAAACUGAACGAGGCUGCAAGAGAUUCAUUAACUGAAGCACGACUGAAAAAUCUGAUCGAGAAACGCGAGCGAUUGCUGGGAAGCGAAUUACCACAACGAGAGGCAUGUCGACGAGAGCUGAGCAGAAGACGCUCAGAGCUGGUGGUCGACCUAUCCACGAUCUAUCCGAUCGAGCCCAUCUCACCCUCUGCUUCAGCCUCUUCAUCGACCAAUAACCCAUCAGUCUCGCGCUUAUUACUCUUCUCGAUCGCCAACAUCAUCUUACCCAAUCUAGAACCUACUCAGUCUCUCUCAAACAAAUCUCCCUUAUCAUCAGCAGCGAUUGGAACAACAGGAACCACGCCAAGUUUGAUGAUCCAGUUCUUCAAUUCUAAGCCACUCGAUCUCGCAGAUGAUGAUCUCAUCGUCUCUACCGCCCUCGGCUUCGUCGCCCAUCUCGUCCAGUUACUCGCCCUCUAUCUGGCCGUCCCGCUGCUCUAUCCUGUCAACUUCAUCGGCUCCCGCUCACUCGUCUCCGACCUCGUCUCUAGAAUCCCUGGACCUCGUUCGUUUCCAUUGUAUUUCAAAGGGGUUGAUCGGUUCAGAUUCGAAUAUGCCGUCUUUCUACUGAAUAAGAAUAUUGAACAAAUUUUGUAUCACCAAAAAGUUGUCGUGAGCGACUUAAGACACACUCUACCUAACUUGAAAAACUUAUUUUUGACGUUGGAAUCCAGUCCAAUAACUCGUAAUGGGGAAAAUGAGAAUGAUACGAGUACGAUUGAACUGGACACCUCAGACAACCAUGUUGGAAAGGAAGAAGGGUCUCAAUCACAUCACUCACCAUCUACGCCACGAGGAGCCGACCAUCAUCCGGACUCAUUGCCGCGAAAAACCACACUUUCUCUGCGGUCGUCCUCGUCCAAAGUGACUGCACGUCUACCUUUGUCACCCCCAGAAUUACCACCUGAUGACCAUCAGGAUCAGUAUCAACCGACUCACGACAAUGAUGAUGACCAUCGAUCGCUCAAGUCAUCCCCUUCUUCCUCCUUAUCGCCCUCACUUCCGCCCUCGAGAGAAGACUCUUCACAAACUGAGCAUGUCAAUCAUAUUCAUAAUGUCCAUUCGGAUCAUUCCUCUCCCUCUUCUCCGUCUCCUUCCCCUCCGUCUCCUUCUCCUCCUUCUCUGACCACUGCUGAAUCUCUCCACAUUCAUCGCAGCCAACCCCUUCAUUCUGAUCUUAAUCUUAAUCUUCAUUUACCUCAUCCUCCUUCUUCUAGUCCGUCUGAAAAAAACACAUCCUCAUCUCUCCAUCAAGGUGCACUCUGA